Entrophospora sp. SA101 is the source of this 3015-nucleotide messenger RNA. The record is from the annotation of a GenBank genome assembly. Lineage: Eukaryota; Fungi; Glomeromycota; Glomeromycetes; Entrophosporales; Entrophosporaceae.
AUGAAUGUGAGACGUUCUUCCCGAAGAAACCAUGCCACAAAGGAGGCCACGGACAAUCACAAGUCAACAACAGUUAAAAACAACUUUUCUGAUGACAUAGAAGAUUCAGAAGCAAAAAAGAUAUACAAAGAGCAAAAACAAAAGGUUGAAGAAAUAUCAGUUCAAUUCAAAUCAAUAAAACAAGGUUUAUAUGAAGCAAGAAUGGCAGAUAUUGUUGAAGAGAAUAAAUCUAUCAUGCAAGGAUGUCACCCUAAGCUUGCUCAAAGGUUAGAAGAAAUUGAAGAAAAACAUCUUUUACUCUCACAAAAAGCAGAAGCUAGGAGAGAUUAUCAGAAAGAAGCAAUAGAAAUAGAGUUUGCUGCACGAGAGAAACAAAUAAGAGAUGAAUUUUUAAAUGAUCGCCGUAAUCUAAGGAAAGUUAUGAUAGAAGAACUUGAACUUAAAAGGAGUAAACUUAAGAAAGAAUAUGAUUUAUAUAAACAACCAGAGGAUCGUCUUAUAGAUUUGGUGGUAAAAGCAAUUAAUGAUCCAGCAUUGGAUGCACUUUCUAAAAUUAAAAGAGGUUAUCAAACAGAAAAGGCACGUAGUAUAAUGUCAGUUGUUCAGGCACGUUUGCCAGAUGGAGAACCACCUAUAUCAUCAUCAGUUGUUGUUUGGACAGAAGAAAUGGAACAAAAAUUAUGGGAAAUACUUGCACAAAAUAAACGACAAAGUAUAGAUUGGAAUGCUGCUUCUCGCCUUUUAAAUGUUCCUAUUCCAUAUUUAUUACGUCAUGCUGCUUUCUUAUACGAAACGCAACUCCGUGGUGUGCAAAAAGCAUUAAAUGUUAGUAUUGGAACUAUUGGCACUCGUAAUAGAGCUUCAAGUAGAGCUUCUUUAACAAAAGUUCCCUUAUUUGAUAAUGAUAAUGGCUAUCAAAGACCUUCAUCUGCAAUGUCAAAUGCAAGUAAAGAGCAGUAUGUUACUACACGCGGUGGUCAUGAUAUGAUAAGAACGAGCAGUAACAAUAGUUUGAAUGAUGGUCUUAGACCUAUUACUGGAUCAAAUUCAUCAACCAUUACUUCCUUUGCUGCUCAAGCAAUAAAUGAAUCUGUAUCACACCAAGCAAAAGCUUUAUCGUCACAAACACAAAAUCAACAAGCAUCAACACCACCAAUUGGUUCGCCUAUUAUUUCUAGAAGGCCCAUGUCUAAUUCAUCUUCAGUUUCAACUAUUACAAAUAUAGACCUGGCUAAUAAACAACAAACUGUGCAAACCACAAUAUCUAAGCAAGAAAAUUUUUCUACAUCUUUAUCUACAAUAGAAUCAUCAACUGCUGCAACGGAAUUUGCUACUCCAGCUGCAUCAUUAACAAUGCCAUUAUCAAGAACUUUUUCGAGUAAUUCUUCAAGCAAUGAAGUAAAAGAAAUAAGAGAGAAAAUGGCUAAAUUACAAUUACAAAUGCAAGAAACACCAGCUUUCUUACCUUUACCUUUACCUUCAAGCCUACAUUACUCACAAAUUUUAAGAGACGAUAGUAAUAUCGCACGAUCCAGUGAUUUAAUGGAUCUUAGAACUCCAACAAUUGAAUCUUUAAAUAAUUCCGAACAACCUAAUAAAGCAUUGAAUUUGGGUCUUCAGCCAGCUAUAAAGAAUCCAUCAACAAGUGAAUCAACCAACUCUCUAACUGAAUCUGAACUUGAAAAUGCUUUUCUGGAAGAUCCAUCUAAUUUCAACAAUUCAAAAAUUAGUCGCAAUAGUAAUGUAAUUAGUACUUCAACUGACAUUAUUAAUUAUGAGGACAAUGUAAGCAAACCAUGUAAAACAGUAUUAAAGUCAUUGGAAAAUUUAAAUGAGACAAAGAAGUCUGAAACUUCAAAUGUUAACAUUUCUAAAAAUCAUUAUUACAAAUCUGACAAAGAUAAAAAAAUUGCAUUAGAAUUUUAUAUAAAAGCAGUAACAAAAGAACGUGAAGGAAAUUUAAACAAAGCUUUAAAUAAUUAUCGUAAAGCGUUGAAAUUAGAUCCUGGUGUUGAUCACUCAUAUAGAAAUUUUCUUAAUGUUGAUAAAAAGUCAUCUGGUGAGGAUUCUUCAAAAACUUUUAAUAAACAUUCUGAAGAAUUUCAAAUUCUCAAUAAUGUUAUUGACAGAAAAGAUAAAUUCGGUGUAAAUGGUAUUGAUGUUAAGUCAUCUUCAACAUCACCAACAUUCUUACAAAGUAUUAAUAAUGAAAAAAUUAAAAUUAAUGAUUUGAUAAAUUCAUUUCAAAACUCAACUAUUAAAUUGUCAUCAUUGGACAAAGAUAGACCUGUACUCAUUGCAAAACUCCCUAAUGAAACAAUAACAUAUAUAUUACAUCAACUAAUAUGUCAAGGAGAUGUGACUUCUCUUAGUCGUUUUGCUUUAGUUUGUAAGAAAUUUCUUUUAAUAUCAUUAGAAACUUCUUUAUGGCGGUUCUUAUGUGAAAAGGCAUAUAGAGACAGAAGCAUGUCUACUCAAAUGUCUAUUAUUUGGUUAGAAAAACAUAUUGUGAAAUUAUACAAUAAUGAUUGGAUGAAAAUGUAUAUUGAAAGACCUCGUAUAAGAUUAGAUGGUGUUUACAUAUCUAAAUGUAAUUAUUUAAGGUGUGGUUCUAUAGAAAAUACCUGGUUUCAACCUAUUCAUGUUGUGAGCUAUUACCGUCUUUUACGUUUUUAUUCUGAUGGUACAUGUAUUGCAUUACAAACAUCAAAUGAACCAAAAUAUGUUGUAAAAUUUUUUGAUACAAAUUAUCAAUCUAAAAAUCUCAUGUGCGGACAAUGGGAACUUACUGAUAAUAAUAGUGUGUUGAAAAUAUCUGCAAGAGAUGAUGAAUUACCUAAAUUCACCUUUUAUUUAAUAUUUAAACUAGAAUCAACUUAUCGUGGGAGAUUUAAUAAACUUUCAUGGAUUUGUUAUUAUUAUGUAAACAAUUUCUCUGAUGAAAAAACUGAUAUGUGUCUAAAAAAUGAAAAAAAUUAUAUCUUCAGUAAGGUAAGAAAAGAUUGUGAUAAAUAA